Messenger RNA from Nanorana parkeri, 1430 nucleotides. RefSeq names its product nuclear receptor ROR-gamma-like. Lineage: Eukaryota; Metazoa; Chordata; Amphibia; Anura; Dicroglossidae. The coding region runs from base 21 to 1430 and encodes 469 amino acids. The transcript has 10 exons. Gene Ontology annotation, molecular function: zinc ion binding; nuclear receptor activity; RNA polymerase II cis-regulatory region sequence-specific DNA binding. Gene Ontology annotation, biological process: regulation of transcription by RNA polymerase II. The record is from RefSeq and is a predicted model, not a curated record. Gene Ontology annotation, cellular component: nucleus.
AUCAGCGGAACAAGCCAGCCAUGAGAGCGCAAAUCGAAGUCAUUCCUUGUAAGAUCUGCGGGGACAAGUCCUCGGGAAUCCACUACGGCGUGAUCACCUGCGAGGGAUGUAAGGGGUUCUUCCGCAGGAGCCAGCAGGGGAAGCCAAUUUACUCCUGCAGCCAGCAGCAGAGUUGCCAGAUCGAUCGCUCUAACAGGAACCGGUGCCAGCACUGCCGCCUGCAGAAGUGCCUGUCCUUGGGGAUGUCGCGGGAUGCUGUGAAGUUUGGCCGGAUGUCCAAGAAGCAGCACGAUAUCAUCCAGGCCGAGGUGCAGAAACUUCGACUGAGAGAGCAAAGAUCAGAGGUGUCUUCUAUCCUACAGAGAACAGAACCUCAGGUGGAUCAACCAACGUCUCCUGAACUGGCUCAUACCAUCCAACAUUCAAUAUGGACAGGCCACGGCCGGUGGGAGUCUUCCUGCUCCGCUCGUUCGUGUUCAGCACCAAGGACACAGUCGCAGAAGGAGCCUCUUGUCCUCCACCACGGUACUCCAGAAAAGACCCAGUCAGAAGCUUUGCUUCGAAAAAGCUACCUCAGAGAGCAGCAACUUCACUUGGAGCACACGCGACCAAGUGUGUUUCAGAGCAUGGAGUCUUACUGCAACAUCAAUUUUGGCAGUUGUCUACUUCCAGAGUGCCUGAUUUCUGCAACAGAGCUCGAGCUUUUGACGCAGAACGUAGUGUUUGCCCACCAAGAAACAUGCCAGUUCAGACAGGAGAACCUACACUUGCUGCGCUGGGAAACCUUCUCUACAACAGAGUUGCAAAGCUUCCAUCAUAAGCCGAUGGACCAAAUGUGGGAACGCUGUGUAUGUCACAUCACCAAUGCCAUUCAGUAUAUCGUGGAAUUUGCCAAACGGCUUAGUGGAUUCAUGGACUUGAACCCAAAUGACCAGAUUGUACUCUUGAAAGCAGGUGCCAUGGAGUUACUGCUUAUAAGGAUGAGCCGAGCAUUUAACUGUUACAAUAACACUGUAUUCUUUGAAGGCAAAUACGCUCAACUUGAACUCUUCCAUUCCUUGGGGUGCAUCGAUCUCAUCAGCGGCAUGUUUGAUUUGUGCCAUAUCCUGGGAGCAUUGAAUCUCUCUGAACACGAAAUGGCCUUCUACAGUGCCAUGAUGCUAAUGGAUCCCAGCCGACCCUGGCUACAAGACAAGCCGAAGGUGGAAACUCUUCACAGAAGGCUACAGUUGGCCUUCAGGAACCUACUGCGGAGGACCCAUCGGGAGGGCAUAAUAAGCAAGCUUCCACACAAGGAAAGGCUGUCUGAGAUUUGCCAGCUUCACCUGGAAAAACUCAAUGUCUUCCGACAGAUGUACCCGGGCAUAGCGUGGGAGAGGUUCCCUCCACUGUACAAGGAGCUUUUCAUCUCUGAACCAGAAAAUUCAUGA